AUUCUGUCAGAUCCAGCUGCUACUGCUAUACCUUGUUAUAGUUGGAUCGGCCCAAUUAUUUCCAUCUGAUGCGUGAAAAGUAACUGCCUCUUCCAAUCGAGAUAUCUGAUAUUAGCUGGGUUAUUUUCUUCAGCUAUUAGUUGGUGCCCACAUAUAUCCUCAAAAUCCUGUCAUUCACUCGGGAGCUCAGUUAAUUUCAGUUUAUAAGGUCGGUGAUGGUGAUGAGAGCAAGUGGCAGGGAUAUCUUACCGUGACACAUUUGUCUGGAUCAUCAUAAUAUUUCAUUUAGAAUGAACGUACACAGAUUACAUGUUUUGGCGGCUCUAAACUGACUGGUCUUGUUCGUUCGAAAUCUUUGAACAUUAUGGUGCCACUCCUUUAUAUUUAGCUUCCAUUAAUAGUUCUCUUUUUUAUUUUUUAUUUAUUUGAAGUUCUCAUUUUCUGUGUCUUUUGGUGGGUUUUUAAAUGGGUGGGGAGAGAGAGGGAAGACAUGUUAUGGAUAUAUUAUAGCUUCUAUACAUAUGGCAUUUUGAUAAAUUACAAAACUACAAUUUUGAUAAAUUUUGAAUUCAUCUCAAAAUACUGAGCUAAUUGAUGGAGCUAUUAUGUUUUUUUCCUUCCCAGUCUUCACGAUUCAGUUGAUGCUUGUACCCUUGAAUUAUUUGUUGGUGAUCUAGACCGCUAGUUUUCUUUUCUUUUCUUUUUUUUACCUUAUAAUUUUUGUUUAUAGGGUUCGCAUGAUAUAAAUAAAAUUCCGUUUCUGGCUGAUGUCAAGUGUGGAAUGCCAUUUCUUAUUAACCAAAUAGAAUAUAUGAUAUGCUUUAUCUGCAGCAUGAUAUGAUAAAUCAUGUUUUACCUGCAAAGUCUUAUUUCUUCCAUGUUUUCUCCUUUUCUUUGUUAUUAACAUUGUUCCCACUUAAGGUUAAAAGGAUGGAAGUUAUUGCUCGACGAUGCCCCUUUUAUGUUAUUCCCGGUGGUAGGCUUUGAUGAAACCGUUUCUGGAAGGUGGAUUAGCGCCAAUAAAAGUGUCAUGUCCGUGAACAUGAAUUCUGGAAAAUCUGACGCAGUUGUUGCCAUCCUUCUAAGUUGCAACGAUUUCGUUCACUCUUGCGAUAAUGCACUCUGGAGCAGUUAUUUUCGAGUGUCCAAGCAUGAAACUGCAAACUACUGUUUCAGUUUUGAGGGGAACAUUGUUUUUGUGGAUGCCCUGAAGAGACAAUAACCAAUGUUCCUUUCCCCAGAGGAGGAUACGCAUUCUCAGUGGGAUUCAGCCCAACUGUAAGUAUGCAUCCUUUAUGAUGGAGGCUCUGGAAAGUGGACUGGUUCAAAACCCACCAAUGACCAAACUGAAGAUAACCUCAAGUCCUUAUGUCAAUGUAGUUGAAGUUCUUGGAAAAAGCAAAGGGAUCCCUUAUGAUUGCACAGUGGACCCUCCAUUCAUUGGGGGCAUUUGGUACAUUUUUUUGCCCAAGUCAAAGGGCAUGAGAUUGGAUAUUUCUAAUUCAAUCAACGCCAUAUUGAGAGAAGCUAAUAAUGCCUCGGGAUCUGCGUCAGCACUCUUUAUUGGAGGGUUUUCAAUAAUAGGCAUGAGCAAGGAUGGAUUGCAUCUAAAGCUGACACCAGACUCGAACGAGACUAACAUAACUAUUUUGGGUAACACAGAUGUUGAAAUCCACUGGCAAGCCCAAGAAAUGAUGAAGACAAGUCCAACAAGAAGAGAAUAUUCCGGCGUCGGAGGUUCUGCCGUGCAUGAGGUCAGAGGUCGGAAAUAGAUGUUAGGUACAAGACUGGAGAGAAGAAGACAACAUUCGUCCGGGAAAUAAUCUCCAUUUAGUUGGGCAUUCCUGUGUCUCUUGCGAUCUUGAUAGUAACCAUAGCCAUAUUUCUCAGCAUUUUCUCCCAGCCAAGCAGAAGCCCCCCGUCCAUAUCCCCGUCCACCCCACAAGGAUUGACACCUGCUUCACCUAGCAGAAGCCCUGGUGGAGUUAGUACCACAAGCGAUCAGUCUCCUUGGACUCCCCGGCAUUCUGUGGACUACGUGAGGAGGACGAUAGAUGAGACCCCUUAUUACAGGCGAGACGGGGCUAGGCGAAGUUUCAAUCCUCAGAAUACUUACUAGAGACAAGAUAGAUCGCCUCAUUGAAUAUUGGGUUUUCCAUAAUAUCGAUACCUGCUUGUGUUGUUUUGCAUAGUCUUCAACUAUGCGGUUUUAGGGUGAAGGGGAGACAUUAGAAGAGAUAGAGAGUUGACCCGCCCCACCCGCGGAAGA
Molecule: messenger RNA, 2269 nt
Organism: Punica granatum (pomegranate)
Lineage: Eukaryota; Viridiplantae; Streptophyta; Magnoliopsida; Myrtales; Lythraceae
Source: RefSeq, a predicted model, not a curated record